AUGUCAAUCGUACAAUCUUGUAAAGGCAAGGAUCAACUUCUUCUUGAUGGCUAUCGUUACCGUCAUACAAACAAAAGUUUAAUCAAUUGGCGAUGUGUAAAACAUAAUUGUAAUGGAAGUGCAAUGUUUGAUGGUGCGCAAUAUGUUAAAUUAAACGAUCAUAUCCAUCCACCCAAUCCUGAUGAAGUGAUAGCUGCUGAAUUCAAAUCGAAAAUCCAACAACGUGCAACAACGUCAUAUGAUCCACCUAGACGAAUUAUACAUGAAGCUUUGCUAAAUGUGCACAAAGAUGAUGCUCUUGCUUUGCCAAGUUAUGCAGCUUCACAACGUUUAAUUGGACGCAAGCGCAAGAAAAAUAACAUUUCACUUCCAAACCCAACAUGCUUUCAAGAUAUUGUUAUUCCAGAUCAAUUAAAGUUGACGAAUAGUGGCGAUAGAUUCUUACUCUAUGAUAAUGAAGACAACGAUUCCAGAAUAAUUAUAUUAUCCAGUGACGAUGAUUUAAAACGACUAUCACAAUGUGAUCACUGGCACGCUGAUGGAACGUUCAGGGCAUCUAAUCAAUUAAAAAAGGGCGCAUUAAUUAUUGUUCAAUAUAUUGAAUUUAGCAUUCCUAGUUGUCAUUGUAGUUCAAAUGAAUCAGUUAAUAUUGGUAAACAUCUUGUACCUGUUCUCAAGAUUUAUAUACUUAAUUUACAUACAUUACGUCUUUGGUGA
Rotaria sp. Silwood2 is the source of this 717-nucleotide messenger RNA. The record is from the annotation of a GenBank genome assembly. Lineage: Eukaryota; Metazoa; Rotifera; Eurotatoria; Philodinida; Philodinidae.